Messenger RNA from Canariomyces notabilis, 529 nucleotides. RefSeq lists its product as uncharacterized. Bases 76 to 447 code for a protein of 123 amino acids. The transcript has 2 exons. NCBI's taxonomy places the organism in Eukaryota, Fungi, Ascomycota, Sordariomycetes, Sordariales, Chaetomiaceae. The record is from RefSeq and is a predicted model, not a curated record.
AUCCAGUCUGAGGACCAGAAACACUCAGAUAUCCAUGAUGCUUGUGCGCAGGACGGCCACCUCGUAGGUAUAUAAAUGCCCACAGGAGUUCAAAUGUUCCUUUACAGCCUUCUCUUGACACCUCGAAUUUCCGAAGGCUGGGUUUCUCGCCUCUCGGCCCUUCAAAUUCAAAACUCUCGCUCCGUCAAGAGCUGGAUACAAUUCUUGCCUCGCCCCAGCAAGCAUACCGAUUCACACAAUUUCAGUCCGUUCUUUCAAAAAUUCGCACAUCCUAAUAUCGAAAUCGCAAAAGUGUCAAUCAAUCGCUUCUCUUCAUCACCUGUAUUCCAUCGUAUCCGUCGCACUCGUUCACACCAGGACUCGAAGCAGACAACAUGGACCUUUGUUUCCUUCCCUCGCUCGGUUUCAUCGCAAACAUGCCGAUUAUUCCGUCACAACGACGGCUGAGCGGAUACCGCUUCUUCCCUCCCUUGGAGGACGAGCACGAGCACGGGCUGUCAAGACCGAGAGGCGCCGAGAAUGAGGUCAC